UGGCUCGCAGGUCACGCAGCAUGGCGCCAUGGCGGUACUGCGGUAGCUGCCUGAAUCGUCAACUGGUUCGCCGUCAGCCGUGCAUCGAGGGUUUUCGUUUGUGAAACUUGCGUGAUUUCCCGAAGAAAAAGUGUCCGCGUCGACUCACAAUGGUCUCCUUAAAUCCAGUGCGGAUCCUGAAAAAUCAGGCCGAGGAAGAGAAGGCCGAGAUCGCUAGGUUGAGCUUGUUUGUCGGAGUUAUCGCCAUCGGGGACUUGGUGAAGUCUACCCUUGGUCCUAAGGGCAUGGACAAGAUACUGGUAUCUCAUGGCAGGUCCUCGGGACAGGUACAUGUAACCAACGACGGUGCUACUAUCCUCAAGAGCAUUGGCAUUGAUAAUCCCGCUGCCAAGAUUUUGGUAGACAUGUCUCGCGUUCAAGACGACGAAGUGGGCGACGGCACUACUUCGGUCACUGUUCUCGCUGCCGAGCUUCUGCGAGAAGCGGAGAAGCUAAUUGAGAAUCAAAAGAUUCACCCGCAAACUAUCAUUGGUGGUUGGAGAAUUGCCACGAACGCAGCGACUGAAGCUUUAAUAAAUGCAGCCACGGACAAUUCUGCAGAUCCCGAGCGUUUUCGGGAGGACUUGCUAAAUAUCGCGCGUACAACGUUGAGUUCCAAGAUCUUGUCCCAGCACAAAGAACACUUCAGCAAGCUCGCGGUCGACGCGGUGUUGCGUCUUAAAGGCUCUGGUAAUUUGUCUGCGAUUCAAGUUAUUAAGAAACGUGGCGCAACCCUUGCCGACUCCUUUUUGGACGAUGGAUUCUUAUUGGAUAAGAAACCGGGUGUUCACCAACCGCAAAAGGUUUCUGACGCGCGUAUACUUAUCGCUAAUACGUCUAUGGACACUGACAAAAUCAAGGUAUUUGGCUCCAGAGUACGUGUAGAUUCAAUGACGAAGAUAGCAGAGUUAGAAGCUGCUGAGAAAGAAAAGAUGAAGGAUAAAGUUGAUAAAAUCUUGAAGCAUGGAUGCACCGUCUUCAUCAAUAGGCAAUUGAUAUAUAAUUAUCCGGAGCAAUUGUUCGCCGAUGCCGGAAUUAUGGCUAUCGAGCACGCCGAUUUCGACGGUAUCGAGAGACUUGCGCUCGUUACCGGUGGCGAGAUCGUUAGUACUUUUGACAAUCCAGAUUUAGUCAAGCUGGGAAAAUGCGAUCUUAUCGAACAGGUCAUGAUAGGAGAAGAUACACUCCUGAGAUUCUCCGGAGUUCCGCUGGGCGAAGCGUGCACCGUCGUCAUUCGUGGCGCAACGCAGCAGAUCAUCGACGAAGCCGAGAGAUCGCUGCACGACGCGCUCUGCGUUUUGACCGCUACGGUACGCGAGUCGAGAAUCGUUUACGGUGGUGGAUGCAGCGAAAUGAUCAUGGCUUGCGCCGUUAUGCGGGCGGCCGCGGCUACGCCGGGUAAAGAGGCGGUUGCGAUGGAGGCCUUCGCGCGAGCGUUGCAUCAAUUGCCAACUAUUAUCGCCGACAAUGCUGGCUAUGACUCGGCGCAGUUGGUCAGCGAAUUAAGAGCUGCGCAUAAUUCCGGCGGCAACACCAUAGGAUUGGAUAUGGAAAUGGGCAAAGUCGGUUGUAUGAAGCGGCUAGGAAUCACCGAAUCUUGGGUGGUGAAGAGACAGGUUCUUGUGAGUGCGGCUGAAGCGGCGGAAAUGAUACUUCGGGUGGACGAUAUUUUGCGCGCAGCUCCUAGAAAACGCGUGCAAGAUCGAGGACAUUGUUAACUCAUUGAGAAAAAAGAGAAAUUUUUACUUUUGCUUCAAUUUCACAAUUACUUGCAAGUUUUCAUACAAAACAUGCGACCUCUUAAAUUAACAUGUUUAAUUAAUAAUUGAAUAUUUCAUUGCGUUUGUCAUCUACGAUAAUGCAUUUGAUAAUAUUAAUGUACUAAUUAUAGUAAGAACAAUACAUGUAUUACGCUUCUUUUCAA
Molecule: messenger RNA, 1963 nt
Organism: Vollenhovia emeryi
Lineage: Eukaryota; Metazoa; Arthropoda; Insecta; Hymenoptera; Formicidae
Gene: CCT2
Product: T-complex protein 1 subunit beta
Exons: 7
Coding region: 150-1757 (535 amino acids)
Biological process (GO): protein folding
Cellular component (GO): chaperonin-containing T-complex; cytosol
Molecular function (GO): ATP binding; ATP hydrolysis activity; ATP-dependent protein folding chaperone
Source: RefSeq, a predicted model, not a curated record